UGCAUAGGCGUCAGUGAGUUUUGAGCUGGCGUUGCAGUAAGUUGGUGGAUUCGCAGAGACAAGCAAGAUGAUCAAGAACGUAGUUUUUGUUGCCGUUGCUAUUUUCGCCUUACAGGGUGUUAUUGCUAAGCCAAAAGCGAAGCCCGCGGAAAAAUCUCAGCUGCAAGAGCUCGCUGCCAACGCUCAGACCAUCGUCAACAACGUUACCAGCGCGAUAGAAGGAAAUCUACCCGACUCCAAACAAGUCGUAGAAGCCCUAAACACCCAAGCCCAAACCCUGGCUAACCACGUUCAGACCGCUGUGGACAAGAUCAAGACUGAGGUGAAAAACAACCAAGGAGAGAUCGACACAGCUCUGAAAACAGUAUCUGACAAGCUCAGCGAAGUAGCUGCUAACCUUAAGUCGGCCCUUGGUCCGGAGGGUCAGAAACAGGCGCAAGAAAUCAAAGCCAAACUGGACAAAGGUCUGAAAGAUGCCGUUGCUCAAGCAGAGAAGCUGACCAAAGCUAUUGAACCGGAAGCUGCCAAAGUCAAAGAAGACCUGAGCAAUGCCACCAAAACAUUCCUGGAUCAGAUCAUCGAGGUUGGCAACAAUUUGAGGGAACAAGUGAAGACUUUGGAGAAGCCCAAACAAUAGACGAACUCUGAUGCCAUGUCUGUAUUUCUACUGUACUGUUUAUUUUUUAUCAGAACUCAAGACUUUUAGCGUAAUAAAGUUUAUUUCUUUGUAAAAAAUAUAUUUUUAUACCGAAUUCCCUAGAAAAUUUUUAAUAAAUCAUGAUAAAAAG
Anoplophora glabripennis (Asian longhorned beetle) is the source of this 788-nucleotide messenger RNA. RefSeq lists its product as uncharacterized. Gene Ontology annotation, molecular function: lipid binding. Gene Ontology annotation, cellular component: extracellular region. Bases 68 to 637 code for a protein of 189 amino acids. Gene Ontology annotation, biological process: lipid transport. The record is from RefSeq and is a predicted model, not a curated record. NCBI's taxonomy places the organism in Eukaryota, Metazoa, Arthropoda, Insecta, Coleoptera, Cerambycidae. The transcript is spliced from 4 exons.